CUGGUGAAAAUGCACUAUUACAGCUCGCCUAGUCUAUCAGCUCCCCGCUUUCUAAUGUUAAACAGCUAGCUACAGUCGCUGUGGCUAGCGAAGUAAAUGAAAAAAAGCUCUCGUGUACUGUAGCUAGUUAGCUAGCUCCGGCCUUGGCUGUAAUACCGGCUAACGCAUAAUAAGAAAAGUAACGAAUAUUGUUUUUUUCCUGUAACGAUAAAAUGGCGGAAAAGCCAGAGGCUGGAGACAGCGAAGACGAGGUUGAAGAUGUGUACGAAGUGGAGAGGAUUAUUGACAUGCGAACGGAGGAGGUAACGAAACGAGCUAGCUACUACUGCUAGGCAGUUUUGGUUGUUAGCCAGCUAACUGAACGUUAGCUUAAUCUAGCUACACAAUGAGACGGUUUAAACUGUAAAUAGACAACAUAGCUAGCUAGAAAUGCUAAAAUGUCCACGCACAGUUAGUUAGCCAACCGCAAGGAAAUUGAAAUGGCUGCACAACUUUGCCCAUACGACGCCCCCUCCUAACACUAGGCCAAGGUCGGGCAGACUGAUGUUACUCUUUCGCCUUUCUGGACUUCAGCCAGCCCCACUUGCACAGACUUGCAAAAUACAACAAACCCUCUGUGCUAACCGUGCACAACCAACUCGUAAUUGUCUUUCAUAAUCUAGCUAACUAGCUACAUGUGCUAGUUCGUUUGAUAUGCUAGUUGGUUAGGAAAGUGCUAACGUUAGCAGACUAGCUAACAGUCUAGACAUGUUCUAGGUAGGUAGCUAGUUAGCUAAAUGUUUUAGCGAUUAAGCACAUUUUCCACGGUACCUAAAAAGAUGGUACAGUCAGACCAGAACUAUUUAGAUAUCACUAAUUGUUGCAGUUUGGCGGAUAGCCGUUGAUACUUCUUAGGUAACAGUUAGUGUUAAGGGCAAGCAGGACAUUUACGAUCAAUCUCUAAUUGGCAAUACUUAAUCAAUUCCCGACUUGGAAACCACCGCUGUCUUCUAAACUUCCAUGGCUCCUUGCAGGUGGAAUGUUGGAAUUUAGAAAAUGCGCCAUUAUUAAAUUAAAUCAUUUUUUUGCACCAUGAAGUAAUCCAACAAUGUGUAUACCGCCAUCUUGUCUAUUUCAAAUCUUAACUCAUUGAUGGAGAGAAGAUUUGAAAUAGACAAGAUGGCAGUGUACACAUUAGUUUGUUGACAUUGAACAGCUGACUUACCUUGUAUGCUAAUUGGUGUAGACAGUCAACCAUAUUUCUUACACCAAUCCAAUGCUUUUAUAUGUAUGAGGGUAAAUGCACAUUUCGGCGAGAAGGGGGGGAGAACCAGAGUUUGGCAAAGGUCGCUGACAAUCAGACAGAUGGCUACCACAUUUCAGUCUGGUGACAUCACUGUACUACACUAUAGAGGGGCCAUGUGUCACUGAGUGAUUAAGCAGUAGGCUCCUCUAUUAAAGUGCAAGCAAGAAUAUGUGUGUAAGUAAAGGGAGAGAAUGUGUUUGUGUAGGUCUGAUCUGUGUGUGUGUGAAAUGGAGAGAGUGUUAGCUGAAUGGGAGAAAGAGAGGAUUGUCUGAGGCUUGUGAUUGUGGCUCAACAGCGAUUCAGAGUUCCAGAGAAAGAGGGGAGGGCAAUAUUGGAUGAGGGGUCUGUGUGUGUGUAUGGAGAAGUCACAUGCACAGCCAGUUCCUCUUAUCUAAACUGCUUUUGAGCUGAGAGUAUGAAGGAGGGAGAAAGGAAAACAAAGCCUCUGAGGAAGAUGGAGGCAGGUGGAGAGAAACCUGACUAUCUUGUUGUGCUUUGUUUACAAUCACGACCAGCCAUGCACUGUGCUACAGUCACACUUGUACCCCAUUUGAACCAGAACACAUUAGUCACAUGAUACAAACAAGCAAAAUCAACUGUCAAAGUAACCAGGUUUUCAGCCAACCGUUUUAUGUGAGUAAAGUACAUGUUGGAUAAAACAUUUAAUGACAGGCCUGAUGGAAAUAGCAAAUUUGUAUGUAAACUUUCCAAAUGUUGACAAAACAAAAUACGCUAGACAAGGUGGGAUCUUUUUGUGUCUGUAAAAUUAAUUAUGUGAGAAAUGGACGUGGAAACGCCUUUAUACGCAAAUAUUGAUAUAAUAACCAUCAUAUCAAAGUAAACUUGGGAGUCACGUGAUGAUAUGUUGUGGUCCUCCCACUGCGACUCGGGAAAGCAUGCAGUUUAUUAGGCUACAGAUGAAAUAAGUUAUGAUAAACUUCACAGGGUGGUGAAAGUGCACGAUGAUGAGCUUGAUUCUCCUUUCCAAUAAAUAUCUAGGGUCCUAUUCUGGUGACAUGAUGAUCAUGCUUGGCUGUCAUUUGACAAAUAUAAAUUAUCUCGCUCUUUUGUCCAAAAUAAUCUCAUGUAGGUAGCCUACGCGCACUGUAUUGGCUAGAGCGCACAUGCCAAGAUAAGAGUGGACACCUUUGCUAUAUAACACAACAUUUUUUGUGACAAAACAAUCAGUAGAGUUAAAUGCGAUGUAAACCCAUUUAACUUGGGAAUUUAACCUCAAAAGUUAUCUUUAUGUGCAAUACGUUAUCACGCGCAUCCUUUUAUCUGCAACAAGUACAUUUGACGGAGCCACAUCUCAGGCGGGAAAAUACGUAUAUUGAUUUUAGAAUAUUCUCAUGAAAAUCUGUCACCAAUUGGAUGGAAACCUAGCUAGUGUCAGAACUCCUAUCACCUGUGACUGGGUCUCUGUUGUCCCAGUACCCUGGAUGGGAAGGAGGGGACUGGGAGUACUGGCUGUGUGUCACAUUGCCAGACACAGCCGCUCAACGGAAUGUGUGUUUGUCUCAGAUGGAGAGGUCUAUGAGUAGGUAUGGGUCAGACCUAAUACAAAGUCUCUGUCAGGCUUUUUUAUAUACACAGGUCUAUGAGUAGGUGUAGGCCUAAUACAGUCACUCAGUCAGUCUUCAUCUUCUGCAAUGAUGUGAAAGAACUGGACUGACAAAAAAAUAAAAGCAUUCUCCGUAUUGCUCUCACCCACUUGUAUUUGCCCUUGUCUUUAGGGGGAGGUCCUGUACCGCGUUCGCUGGAAGAACUACUCAUCUGAUGAUGACACCUGGGAGCCUGAGGCCCACCUGGAGGAUUGUAGGGAGGUGCUGCUGGGCUACAAGAGGGCUCUGGCAGAGGCUAAGGUCACAAAAGACCAAGAUGCUAAGAAAGGCAUGGUAAGUCCUAUCCAGAAGGAUCAUAGCCAUCAUAAGAAAUGCGAGUCUAAUUGCUGGAAUGAAAAGUGCUUUGUAGGACUGACUGUUACUUAACUACCUUUUGAGUAACCGAUAUUAUCACUUUCAAUGGCUGAUGUGAAUGUCCCCUCUCCUCUGUAGAAGCUGCCCAUGAAGAGUGAUGUGUUCGAUGCUGACUCUGACAGCGACAGUGAUAAAGACAAGCCCACAGACCUUUAUGUCAAGAAGAAGAAAAAGAAGAAGCCCCAAGAAGAGGAUGAGGAGGCACAUCCCCUGAAGGAGAAGAGGAAAAAGAAGAAAGACAAGCGCAAAGAGGACUUCAGGCCUCGUCCAGCACCAGAGUCUGAUGAAGAGGAGCUUUCCCCUCCCCCAACCCCGGGCCGUGGAACCAAGAUGUCCGACUCCAAGAAGAGAUUUGUUGACUCCGAUGAAGAGGAAGAAGCCCCCGUGCCCUCCAAGAAGCACAGGAAGGACAAGGCUAAGGAUGGAGGGAAGCACGGGAAAAAAGAGAAUGUGGAGGAAGGGAAGAAGAAAAAGAAGAAAAAGAAGGAUAGAAGGGGUGAUCUGGAGUCCACUGAAGAUGAGGCCACUGCCCCACUGGAAGAGGAGCUUAGCGAGGGGCCAUCUGAGUCCCAGACAGAUGAUACCACCGCAACAGAAAAGUCUCGCGCUGACGACAAGCCCAAGAAUAAGAAGGGUAAGUCAGAACUGAAGCUGCAGGGCAUCAAGGACUUCCUUCAGGAUAAGAAAGGCAAGAAGCCGGAAACUUCAUCGCCAAUGCUCUCCGCAAGCGGCCUCGCAAAACUAAAGAGCCUCACUUCCUCCAAGAGCCAGGGCCGGGAUGAGCCCACACAAACCUCUGACUCCAGCGACACCCCUGCCCCGGCCCACGUCCACAAGAAGGCCAAGGGCAAGAGCCACGAGGCCACCCCUGCACCGCCUAAAAUCCCCUCUUCCUCAUCCUCGUCUUCCUCUUCCUCCUCUGGUGCAGGGGCCAGCACCAGCAAGACUGUGGAGGAGUCUAAAGUUGUAGUGGGCGGUGAUAAGGAGCAGGCCGCCUCCACUAACCUGUUUGAGAAGUUCCUGCUGAACUGCGAGGCCAAGGACCGCGUUCCCCGCAAACAGAUGGUACACCAGCCCACCCCCACAGAGAACACUAAACCACCAAAGGUACGCCAAGCUGCUCUGCACUAAAUGUAGCGGGGUUAGUAAAUCAAUGCUGGUGACAUAGCCAGCAGCAGGGCCCUCGCUGUUGUGCUGAAAGUCUAUCUUAAGCUGCCUCAAGUAAAAUCUUAAAUAUAUUUCUGUUCAAAUUUCAGCUCAUAGGGAAAAUUGAGAAAAGGACCAAGCUGACAAAGGAGUCACCUGCUCGGAAGCCAGAGCCAGACAAGACCAAACAUACAGACGGUGAGAAGAAUUACAAGGGUCCAUUGUUAAGCUUUUAUUUUUUUAAAUUGUGUAUGAAUGUAGUGGACGCAGCCACUACAUAGUGACUCAAUCAAGACAAACAAAAAUGUAACUGACAUUUUAGUCAUUUAGCGGACACUCUUAUCCAGAGCAACUUACAGUAGUGAGUGCAUACAUUUUCAUACUUUUUCGUACUGGUCCCCCGUAGGAAUCGAACCCACAACCCUGGCGUUGCAAGCUACCAACUGAGCCACACAGGUCCCCCUUUUAUUUGUUUAUUUUCCCUUAUCUAACAUAUUAUUUGUUUAUUCCUCUCUAAUAGCAUUUAGGCCCAGUCAGAGCCCCGCUGCUAUGGAGACUGGUGACAGGGCGGAGGCAGAGGAGGAACCUGCCCAGAAGUCAAAGUUCGGCGGAGAGGACCGGAGGGAGGAGGCUCAACGUUGGGAGAGGAGGACCCAAGAGGAUGACAGGAGGAGGAGGAGGAGGGAGGACAGCGAGCCACGCCUCUUCAUCGUCUGUGACGACAAUCAAGACCCCCUGGAGAGCGCCGACAAGUCUGGUACGCAGUCUGGUACACCACAGAACCAACAAACACACACACAAACACAGAAAAGGCAACACAAACACACACACACGCAUCUGUUACAAAACCUACCGUAUUGCUUACACCUAUCCAAUCCUUUCAGAUCUACACAAGUGUCUAGGGGUUAGGGGUUGUUUCUGGACAGAGUCCCUCAUAAUGGCCAUGUGAAAUAAUACUAAUGUACUAUUGGAUGUGGUUUGUGACUGACAGACAAAGGGCAAGCCUCUCUUAACCUUGGAAUGGACCUCAACUUGGACUGGAUGACACUGGAGGACUUUCAGAAACAUUUGAACGGAGAGGAUGAGAUUCUCUCUGCUCCACCUCUAUCUCCCAGUAAGUGUAUACCCUCUUUCUCUCUCAUGUUUCCCAGCAGUCUCUUAACAUCGGCUGUACAUGGACUUCUCUCUUCCACACACUAUGUACAUAGAUGUUGACAACUACUGAUGGGAAAUAUGUGUCCCCCUCAGGUGAGCUGCGGGAUGCAGUGAAAAGCGGGGAUUACAUGUCUGUGAAACUUGCACUCAAUUCCAAAGAGGACUACAAUCUGGACCAGGAGGUACGUUCUGUGUUCCAAAGAGUACCUCUCACCUGUAUUCUCCUCCCUGCUUUCCUCCUGUCUUUGGGGAGCCCCAGCUGUUUCACAUAUUUAUUCAGUCCCAGUACAAGCACGAACUAGUCACAACUAGUCAAUUAAAUAUGUUUUUACCUUUGUUAGAGUAGCCUAUGUGUGUGGUUAUACUUGUGAGUUCAUUCAAAUGAGGACCAUUUUGGGACCAACAUCACAGUUCUCUUCUCACAAGCUUUAGCCUUGUUCUCGGGUUUUCCAACAAAAAACAUACGUUAACCAACUUGUGCGACAACAGAUUCGCUUUUGAUACAUAUGUUUAGCUAUUGCAUAUACGUCAGCGCCAAGUGCCAUAAUUAAUUACUUAAUUAAAGCCACAAUAUGUAACUUUCAUUAGCGCGAAUGACUGGAAAUUAAAGUUCCAGAUUGCUGCUUUAAUGAAAUGUGUUGUGUAGAAAGAUGUUUCAUUUAGCCAGUCUGGUCAAGCAUAUACAACUGGAUCAACUUAGCCACUCUGAUCGAGUUAUAAUACAGUUUAAAUAUUGGAUAUAACGUGAGAGCCAGUAAUGGCUUGCAGAGGUUGAAUACCAGGACAUUGAAGGAGAGAAUCCGACUACAGUACCUGCUGACUGUAUCCAUUGAGGACCAGUAAGCAAUCAAAGGUAAGCAGAUUAUGCCCUUCAACUACUGUUAUUUAAUUUAGCCUAAUGGAGCUACAGAUUGUUUUGUAAUGAUGUGUUAAACUUGAAUAGGAAAAUGCAGUUUGUAAAAUUAAUGUUUACUGCAUUGCUUUAAAAAAAAAAACGUUUUGGCUAUCAUCAUACCUAAUAAACUGUUGUGCCAACUUGAUGGCUGGCAAUGAAUAAAUCCAAGCUUACAUUGCAUUGAAUGUUUGUUGUUGUUGUGCACAGUUGGCAGAUAAUUUUCAUACGUUACUAUGGAGACAGCUAGAGUGAUCUCAGACAAGUAUUAUCUUCUCAUUUACAGACAAAGAACAUGGUGAGCAAGAGGUCAAAGUUCACAAGAAGCUAUAAGAUACAACAUUUACCUCAGGUACAGUAAUGCCUUCGGAAAAGUAUUCUUGCACCACCGCAGAGCAUGUAAAACUGCUGCAGAUUUUCGGUCAUAGCAGUACUGACAUUUUACUCAUCUCCAUUAUCGACAACAAAAAGCCGAAAAACUAAAAUAUAAAACCUUCUUUUGAGUCACUCAUUACAAUACCAGUAACACAUUUCAGCUUUCAUAAAUAUUAAUCGAACAAAGCCUUCACAGUUUAACAAACUACUGCCGUAAGCCUGUAUUCCAUUGCUUAACAAAAUAUGUAUUUACAUAGGCUAAUAUUACUUGUCCAGUUACAUUGUUAUUUUGUUUGGGUUGUCCAAUAUAUCCUGUUUAUUAUUACAAUUUAUAAGGUCUCAAUAGUAUUAGUGUGGGCCAAUCAGUGUUUUUAAGGGCGCUUUCAUAUUAAUUUAGUACCGUGCUGCUUUUAAGAGAAUGGAAAGAAAUAUAUUUCUCAAACGUUCUGCUGUAACUGUUGGGCAAGUACCAGAAUUAAUUUGGACCAGGGUUUGUUUUGCAUCUUCAUAGGCAUCCAAACGCUCCAGGAUCUUAUUCAGGUCUAUAUGUGAAAACACUUUUAAAUCGACCACCAAACCAUUAUUGCACGCACGUCACAAAAUACUGAAUAUAUUGAGGAUUCAAAACCGUCACUGGCAAAAUGAGGUUAGAGGCCUAGUUGCAUGGAGUUUUAUUUUCUGUACCGUCCUCGUCUCCAUGCAGCAUCUCAUCCAACAUCACAUUAUUAAAUCCUCAUCAGACAUAUUUACAAUGUCAAAACGUUGUAGUUCGUUGAUUUAAUACAAUAAAGCCAUAAACUAUUCCUUGAAUGGGUCACGUGGUUUUUUUUAUUAUUGAAGAAUUCCGUCUACACGUAGUUUGGUGCUGUGUAACCAUUGCAUUGAUUCUCGCUUGACUGUGAUUGAAGUUUGAGAGCAUUGUUGAGGUGCUCUUAUGCGAUCAUUUGAAUGACUCACAAUGUGUACCGUACAGGUUUUCAAUGAGCAGUACUGAGGUUUUCACUAUUUAGAGUCCUCUGCAUAUGAAACAGGGCAGGGGACGCCAGUUUUGUCUAGUAUGAUGGUAUAGUUAACCUAAUUUCUCUUUGCCACAAAAGUUCAAUGCUAACUCCCAACAGCUAUGAAGCUGCUUGUUUUCCACGUUGUACGUCCCACUUUUCAUAAAUGUUCAACCAAAAGCAUCAUUAGAUUAACCUUUCAUAAGGUGUUAUGAAUCUUACGUUUACUUGUUCUUUUACAGGCAUGCACUGUUGAACAGAAGAGUUUAAGUGGCAAAGAGAAGAGUUUAAAUGAGCAAGAGGAUAUUUUAAAUGAGGAAAAGAAGACUUUACGUGAUGAAGAGAAUAGAUUAAGUAAUGAAGAGAAGCCUUUAUGUGCAGCAGGGAAUCCUCACCGCGAGGGGAAUCCUCACCGCGAGGGGAAUCCUCACCGCGAGGGGAAUCCUCACCGCGAAAGGAAUCCUCUAUGUAAAGAGAAUCAUUUACACAAGGAAGAGAAUCCUUCACAUGAGAAAAAUUCUCUACACAAUGAAGAGAAUACUUCAUGUGGCGAAGAGAAUACUUCAUGUGAUGUGGAGAAGACUUUAUGUGACAUGGAGAGAGCUUUAUGUGACAUAAAGGGUGCAAGUGCUGAAGAAUUCAGUUCAAGUGAUGACGAGAUUCACAAAAACAGUUCAGGUGAUGAGGUAGAAGGACAAAGACUGGAUUCAAACGUUCCAAGUGGGUCCGAUCCUCUUCCAUCUAAUGCAGAAAGCUCCUGCGACAAUAAUGAAUAUGAGCAGUAUCCUCCAAAAACAGCACAAGCUAAAAAACCUUGCCGCAAGAAAUUUGCACCACGGAAAGGUACACGGUCAAGCUUACGUUACAGCACAAAAAUGACAGUCAGCGCAUGUAGUACGAUAGAAGAUGAGGAUGAGGAUGAUGAUGAUAAAAGAAAAUUGGGCAAAAAGCACUUUUGCCUGUAUUGCAAUCAACCACACCACAAAAUUGCAAGACAUUUAGAAAGGAUGCAUGCAGAAGAAGCAGCUGUUGCUCAUGCGAUCAGCUUCCCAAAACUCUCCAAAAUCAGGGCUCUCUUGCUUGACCAACUCCGUAACAAAGGCAACUAUCAACACAACUUUGAAGUUCUUCAAAGUGGAGAUGGAAAAGUUGUGACAAAGAAAAUACCCUCUUACGAUGGUGCUUCUGUGCGUGACUACCUGCCCUGCCAACACUGCUUAGCUUUUUUCAACAAAAUAGAUUUAUGGAAGCAUGAGGGCUCAUGUAAUACCAGAAAAGGACAAGAUGAAACGAGGGGAGGAAAAAGAGUGCGGAUCCAUGCUGCGUCCUCUCAACUUGUUCCAUUGCCUGUCUACUCUACUGGAGGAUGUGAAGAAAUAAUACACAAUAUGAAUCAAGAUGACAUCUCAUGCCACAUCAAAAAUGAUCCCCUGAUAUGUAAAUAUGGCAAUGCACUAUCCGCAAAGCAUGGCCAUGCCAAGUCACAGUUUACUUACAUUGGUUCAAAAAUGAGGGAAUUGGCUAGAUUUGUACUUACAGUAAAUGAGAUGGACUGUGGUGUCCAAUACUUGCAUGAAGUAUGUGUACCAUCCAAAUUCAAAUUGGCCGUUCAUGCUGCCAGGAAAAUGAGUGGUCAUGACCCUGCCUCUGACAGAUACAAGACCCCAUCUCUUGCUUUAAAGAUUGGCUAUUCCUUGAAAAGAGCGACCGAAAUAGCUUUUGGGGAGAGUCGUAUGACAGAGGACCGCGAGGCAGAGGAACAAGCCAAAAGGUUCAUUGAACUUCUUGAAAACGAUUGGAAUAACAGUUUUUCUGGUCUAUCCCUCAGCACUGUCCCUCAGUGUGAUGAAGUUGAUGUGUCUUCACUAACUGAGGAUUUGAUCAAACUUCAGAAGUUUCUCAAGGUUACAGAGGACACAGCGAGGAAAGAAUUGCUGGAGAGCCCUACCAAUGUUGUCUGGAAAAAGCUCAAUGAAACUCUUCUUGCAGAAAUAGCUCUCUUCAACAGAAAAAGGACAGGAGAGGUUGCGAAAAUGCUGUUGGAAACGUACACAAACAGGAAGAAAGCUCCAGCUAGUGCAGACAUUUUCAAUAGCCUCUCAAGGCUGGAGCAGGAGCUUGGUGACGACAAAUUAACCAGGGUGGAAAUAGAAGGAAAAAAUGGUAGGAAAAUGCCAGUCCUACUAACGGAGAGGAUGAUUUCAUCUCUUGACAUCCUUAUUGCAAACAGAGACAAAGUUGGUGUGUCAAAGGACAACCCUUAUGUCUUCGCACGGAGCCUGGAUGCAGCAAGCUACGUCAGAGGGUUUGACUGUCUGAGGAAAUUUGCACAUGAGUGUGAUGCAAAGAAUCCUGAAAGUCUGAUCCAUGCGACAGUGAGGAAAGAGGUUGCUAUUCAUUGCCAAAUACUGAACUUGAAUGAAAGUGAAUUGGAUCAAGUUGCAAAGUUAUUGGGACAUGACACCCAGGUCCAUAAAGAGUACUACAGACUCUCUGAAAAUGCAGCACAUCUAGCAGAAAUCAGCAAAUUGCUGCUUGCAAUGGAUCAGGUUCCAGUUGUAAUUCCAGGGCCGUCUGAGGAAAGGGUUGUUUCUCCUACAUAUGGUGAGUAUCAGUUGCUUUACAGGAUAUUUGGACUAACAUUUCCAUUGUGUUUUAGGAGUUAAAUGAUAAAUGUUGAGUGGGAAAAUCCCUGUUUUUGUGCCAUUUACAUGUUAACUAGACAUUUUUGAGACGCUUGCAACUUAUUGCUCUAUAGUGUUUGCUCUGUUCCUCUUCACAAUAUAUGAUAAUGACACAUGUUCAUGAAUCCUUUUCUUCUGUAUGUUUUCAUUUCAUAGGGACAUAUUCUGCGGGGACAGAUUCUGCGAGGACAUAUCCUACCGGGACACAUCCUACUGGGUCAGCAUAUCCGACAGAGACAUAUUCAGCAAAGUCAUAUACUGUGGGGGCACAGCCUUCAAGGUCAUAUCAUGCUGGGACAUAUCCUGAGAAGUCAUAUCCUUCAGAAUUACAUUCUGCAAUGUCAUAUUCUGAGGGGACAGAUUCUGCGAGGGCAUAUCCUAGUGUGACACAUCCUGCAGGGACCUAUCCAGCAAGUUCAUAUGUUGCAGGGACAUAUACUGCAGAGACACAUGAUGCAAGAUCAUAUCCUGCAAGUGCUUAUGACCUCUCAUCUCCUGCAAGAUCAUAUGCUUCGGGGACGAAUCCUGUCAGGUCAUAUCCUGAAGGGACAUAUCCUGCGGGGACACAUUUUGCGGGGACACAACUUGCGAGGUCAUAUCCUGCCGGAACAUAUCCUGCACAGACACUUCCUGCGCAAACACUCCCAGCGCAUACAGUUAUUACGCCAACACUUCAUGCCCAGACACUUCCUGCCCAGACAGCUCCAACACAGACGCUUCCUGUCGGGGCAGUUCCUGCAGGGACAGGUUCUGUGGGGACGGGUAAGGUGGGCACAGUGUGGAAACGGAGGCCGUGGAGUGAUGCUGCUAAGGCUGCAGUGAAGCGUCAGUUGGGACACUUUAUCUCAAUGAUGGAGGUUCCAGGUAAACGGGACUGUGAAGUAUGCCUCCACAAUGAACCAGCUCUACAAGACAGGACAUGGAGAGACAUCAAAAACUAUGUGCACAACACAGUAAAAUCUAUUAAAAGGAAGAAGGGCCUUACAAGAGUGGACCCCACCCAACAGACAAAGAAAGGACCGGCAAAGAAAGAAAAAGAAACGGAGGCAAAGAGUGCUAAGGAAGGAGUUGGUGGAACAAUGACAGUACCUUCACAGGAGAGACUAGAGGCAGGUCCUGUUGCUGUGGCAACACCAAGGAAACAGAAAAUAUGGGGUGAUGAGGCUCAGGCUGCGGUGAGGCGGCAGCUAGGAGACUUCACUAAACUGAUGAAGAUUCCAGGUAAAAAGGAAUGUGAUGCAUGUAUUGCAGCUGAACCAGCUCUACAAGGCAGGACAUGGAAAGAUGUAAAAAACUAUGUGCAUAACACAUUAAUGACGAUGUGCAGGAGGCAUAUUUCAGGCAAACAAAACAUGGAUCGUGAAAAACCAAGUCCAGUGACACAGAAACCAGGGUUGCAACAGAGUCCAGGGGUGCAUCAGAAACAAGGGGCGCUGUUGGGACAUCCAGAAGAUCCUCCUGUUUAUCUGUCCUUAUGAUUACCUUGAACUAGUUUGAAAACCUACCAUGGUUCAAGGUAAGCUAAAGGAGAAGAGGAUAGCUUUUGAUUUAAUCUGACAAUCCUUGCUCACUUUGAUCUCACUUUGUGACGGAAAGCAAGAAUGAAGUAGCAUUUUAAGGAUAUAAUAUCAGUACCUACUUUAUUCUGCAAAUGUAUCCGUAGCAACUACAUAGUGAUAUAUUAUGCAUGAAAACUUCGCAGAUGUUGAAAUUCUCAACUACAAAAUUCCAUUGUCAUAAUGCAUUAUGUGGCGGCAAAACUCAAAGCCUUUUGGCAUAGGCUACACAUUUGCAACCUUGGAGAAAGGAGGCAAGGAAGGAUGGACUCAUACCGUUUUGUUUAUUUAAAAAACCCAAUGGCCCUUUAUAAAUGCUGUCAAACUGAAUCUUCUGGGUCAGCAACGGCAACAAGGCCUCAUGGACGCACAUUCGGAAUCCAAACGCACCACAUGUUUCGAUUGAACCAUGUUGCAUAAAAAUGCCCAAGAUAACUGACUGAAAUACAGUAUAUGCUCCACAUGGAUAGAUAACAUGUACAGGCAUAAUUUAUGUUAAUUUUUUAACAACUUCGUUGAUUGUUGUGCAAACCUAUACAGUUAAACUGAUGACUUUAGCUUUUUGAUCACAUUACUAGUAUACUUUACUUUCACCAAAUGGAUCUGGAUCCAGAUGUACAAAAUGUUUUGUGUAUUCUUGCCUGUACCAUUGUAUAUGUAGCUAAUGUAUACAUGUAGGUUAGGUUUUGAGUAAAAACAACUGACCAGCAAACCUGGGAAUUUAGCAGGUUAUUCCUGGUAGAAGUGCGGUGUGAAUGGUUUUCAGGGCUCCAUCGGUAUGAGCUUCACAUUCUACAUAGUCACAUCACUCAAAACCUUAACAUUUUUGGUGUGGCUAAAAUCAUAUGGUCAAACAGUAAAGUUCAUUAUCCUCAUUCCUGUAAUAUUAGAGUCUACACUCCUGCCCCUGUUUCGCUGGGGCCUGCUGAUGUGAUGAGUGAGCCACUCCUCUCCAGGAGAAUAACAUUUGUUCUGAUUGUAUAACAAUAAGGAGGUCUCUGCUUUCUGCAUAUUUAGAGUUGGCAAUCUAAUGUGUUUUGAGUUUCCACUUCCACGGGUGUUGAAUUAGCCCCAAUAUCCAUAUUGUUAACCCAAAAUUAAUGCCAGUCACGGGGUUAGGUUGUAUAACUUGAAUCAUUCAUUCCUGAUUGGACAUGUUAGAUGAAACAACUUAUUUAUUGAAUAGCAUCUCGAGGUAGUCUAUUACAUUUCUUAAUAAAGAAUGACUGACUUUAUAAGAUGAUUACAAACAUUUUAUAUUGCAUGACGCUGCUUUUUGGGGGGGUUGAGACCAAAUCAUGGGCUGGUGCCAUCAACUGAAAAAGUUACGCACAGUUCAAACGCAAAAAACGUAUGGUGAGUCGAACUGAAUAGAAAUUAAAAGCAGGCUGGCACGGUUGAGAGCUUUUAUUGAUUUACCAAUUUGGUGUCAUACAACCGGUCUCAACACUGCAGACUUUCUUGUUGGGUUUGAGUCGAAUUCAGGCAUAACCGCGUUCUCUUCUGUGUUAAAGAAACCACAAGGUUUAUUGCACUAAAAAGGCAAAGACGAUUCACAUCUGUGCAGUGCGGAAGUUAAUGUCUGAAACUGAAUAUGAUCGGUUUAAUGUGUCUCGGUUAACGUAGGCCAUAAUGUAUCUAAAGAUUUCAUAACUCACGUUUGCUAAGGAAUCACGAAACGUCCCCUCAUCCCUAAAAUAAACCAUGCGAUAUUACUGUGCAACGUAGACGUUUUAGUUUCUCCCGAGAUUGCAAAAGGAUUUUUAUGUUUGUGGUGCCCAUCAGUUAUGACUAUUACAACCUGUGUGUUGAUGUUGUUUUUACCGUCAGUUGCUGGUUUCAAAGAGCACCAAAAACUACACUAACCCAGUCAACGCGUCCACCUGUGAAUCCGAGGGCAUACUUCUGCUGUGGGUGUUGUAGCGAAGCAACCUUUAUUUGCAUGCAAUUAACAUAUAUUAAUAGACAUUACAAUUUGACUGAUUGUGGAAGAACUGCUCUUGCGCGCUGCAUGAAACAGGCGUGCUUCACCCGCGCGGAAAGAGCGGCAGAGGCUGCUGAACUAUCAUCAAAAGUCAGACGAGGCGCACUGCGUGGUUUCAGACGGCACUCUAUCCCUGCUUCCAAAGAGAAAGUGACAUAUUUUUUGUUCGGUGCUGUGUUUGAACAAGGGCUUAGUGGCCCAGGUGCCACCAGGGGAAAAUGCUGGUCUGGAGCCAUGGGUUUACAUACGAAGUGUGUUCCCAGCUAAGGGAGUAUGGUUUGAUGUUUGAGGCGCUUGAAAACCAAUCAUGUCAAGAAUAAUGUUUAUUUGGCUGUUCUAGAACUAUAAUCUUUAGAUGAAGAGACGGCUCCAUUUGAAAAUGGUUACUUAUUAUAAAUACAAGGCAUACAUACACUAUCCACAUUCAAUUGCUUUUGAAGCAUGGUUGAGUUUAUUAUCAUGGAUAUUGUACUUAUGUUAUUAACGUUAGCGAGCUAGCUAGCUAGUAUUCCUAGCUACCGGUAUGUAUCAGUAGUUGUUUUUUAUAUUCGUUUUUAAAUAUAUAUAUAUAUUUAUAAACAAUUUAGAUUUUAUCGUUCAUUUCAAUCUCGCUCGUUUUUGUGGAUAUUUGCUUCUAGAUGUAAUUCAUUUUCAUUACUAAGCCAGAUUCCCCCAGCUGCAUGACCCAGUGAGCCAUCUCAGUCCUGGCGAGUUGCUUUAUUCAAAAGGAGCUGUUGAUUAGGCUUGCCAGGUGGUCAGAGUUUGUGCUUUAGGACCAUUGAAAGGGCAAGGUCAGUGAACUUUUCAGAUCCUAUCAAAGGGCCCAUUAAUGGCUACAUCCCGAUUUUCCACCCUUCUCCCAAAGUGACUGGGAGUGUGCAAGUAAACUCUUUGAAAGAAGUGUGGAGAAUCUGUAAGCAGCAUGAGUGAUGGCUGAUGGGUUUGGCAAGGACUGGUGGACUUUUAUUGGCCAUCCCUUUACAUCGAAAGUUUAUAUGUGUGGAGGCUCUAACAUGAUUCCUAAACCGAAGCCUUGUUUAUUGUCACUAGUAACUUUACUGUAAUGUUCACUAAAAUUUGAUGACUUCCAAUCCAAUUUGAGGCAGUUUUUGGUUCUCCGAUCCACUCCUUUGACCCAAAAGUUACUAUUGAUAAGUAACUGAAAUCUGCUUUGCCAACUGGAAACAGUUCCUUUGUUCUGAGUGUGGAAUUGGUUUCAGAGAUUCGCACACAACCUAGGCUAUUCCUCUUGUACCUGUCUUUCCUACUAAAUAUGAUGUGGAUGAUUAGGCAUUAACUGUCCAUGUACUUGUUUAAUUGCUUCUUGUCAAAUGAUAAACAUUUAAACUUUUUAUAUUAAUGUUGCUAUUAUUCACUACGGUCUUAACCAUAUUGAUUCACAGCAGCCGUUUAAGUUCCUCAACACUAAUUUAGGCUGACUAACUUGUAUAGGGUUUGAUGGCUGUUGCUUCUCUGUAUUAUUUGAUCCACUUGCCUACUAGAUAAUGUUACUAUUGCAAGUAAACCUUUCUGUUGCUUCUAAUUGGAUCAAGGUUCAAGGAGGAAUAAUGUAAAUAAAUUAGUUCAUAGUUAUCAGUUCAUGUUAUAACUGCAUAAGGUCUGCCACAGUGUUAGGUGUUAACUGAGAAAAAAUCAGGGGUUUCAACCACACCCCACUAUUUACUGUCGAAAGACAUGGACAUCAUUGCUUAAAUUGUGUUUUUUUCACCAACAUGUAUUUGUUAUCAAGCUGCCUUUUGUUACCACCUGGUGCUCAUUGUGUGUACUGUAAGAUACUAUAUUUGCGCCGUUAAUAAAUUGUUACUUGACGUAAACUUUCUAAGCUGCAAGACAUGCUCUUUCAGUUCUGAGAAUAUUCAUACAGCCUACUUGAUGUCCAUCAUUAGUGUUCCAACAGGGAUUUAGAAUCGUACCAAUAACGGUAAUGGAAAACAGCUUGCUUCCAUUCAGCCAAGAGCAUUAGUGAGGUCGGGCACUGAUGUUGGGCGAUUAGGCCUGGCUCGCAGUCAGCGUUCCAAUUCAUCCCAAAGGUGUUUGAUGGGGUUGAGGUCAGGGCUCUGUGCAGGCCAGUCAAGUUCUUCCACACCGAUCUCGACAAAUCAUUUCUGUAUGGACCUCGCUUUGUGCACAGGGGCAUUGUCAUGCUGAAACAGGAAAGGGCCUUCCCCAAACUGUUGCCACAAAGUUGGAAGCACAGAAUCGUCUAGAUUGUAAUUGUAUACUGUAGCGUUAGGAUUUCCCUUCCCUGGAACUAAGGGGCGUAGCCCGAACCAUGAAAAAUAGCCCCAGACCAUUAUUCCUCCUCCACCAAACUUUACAAUUGGCACUAUGCAUUCGGGCAGGUAGCGUUCUCCUGGCAUCCGCCAAACCCAGAUUCGUCCGUCGGACUGCCAGAUGGUGAAGCGUGAUUCAUCACUCCAGAGAACGCGUUUCCACUGCUCCAGAGUCCGAUGGCGGCGUGCUUUACACCACCCCAGCCGACGCUUGGCAUUGCGCAUGGUGAUCUUAGGCUUGUGUGAGGCUGCUCAGCCAUGGAAACCCAUUUCAUGAAGCUCCCGAUAAACAGUUAUUGUGCUGACGUUGCUUCCAGAGGUAGUUUGGGACUCUGUAGUGAGUGUUGCAACCGAGGACAGAAUUUUUACGCUCUACGCACUCGGCGGUCCCGUUCUGUGAGCUUAUGUGGCCUACCACUUCGCGGCUGAGCUGUUGUUGCUCCUAGACGUUUCCACUUCACAAUAAAAGCACUUACAGUUGACCGGGGCAGCUCUAGCAGGGCAGAAAUAUGACGAACUGACUUGUUGGAAAGGUGGCAUCCUAUGACGGUACGAUGUUGAAAGUCACUGAGCUCUUCAGUAAGGCCAUUCUACUGCCAAUAUUUGUCUAUGGAGAUUGCAUGGCUGUGUGCUCGAUUUUAUACACCUGUCAGCAACGGAUAUGGCUGAAAUGGCGAAUCCACUAAUUUGAAGGGGUGUCCACAUACUUUAUAAAUAUAGUGUAUCAUCACCAUUGCUCAGUGCUUUGUGCUUUUACGAACUUAACCUUUUGGAUGAAAAGAGAACACCCUAGGUAAGUCGAUAAGUUUAACUUUCAAAAAAGUGAACUUGCCCUUUUUUUGUUAUUUUUAAACAAUUAGCUGUACAGAUACAUUUGGAUUGCUGCCCCGCUUCCCAUAGUGUUUGCUACAAGAGGCUUUGGAAAGCUUUAGUCCUCAGUAAUGAAGGAGUUUGUGUCUGUGUGUGUUGCCUCCUGCAGGACUCCAGUGGUAUGUCCCUGAGUAUGUUGGCAGCAGCAGGGGGACAGGAUGACAUCCUGAGGCUGCUGAUUAAGAAGGGGGUGAAGGUGAACGGACGGCAGAAGAACGGAACCACUGCCCUUAUGCACGCUGCAGAGAAGGUAACACAGGACAGACUGGUUUAAACCGCCUCAUUACAAGUAAAGUCUACACACAUGUAUACGCUACUCUUGUUUGUGUGUAAAUGUCUGUUUGCAAGGUUUACUUACUUACUUAACCCUCUCCUUACAUUUUUUCAUUUCAGAACUUCCUGACCACAGUUGCUAUCCUCCUGGAGGCAGGGUCCUACGUCAACGCUCCGACACUGGGAGGAGAGACGGCCCUGAUGAAGGUACGGAGGAGGAGGGGGAAAAACGGGGGUGAUGAAGAGAAAUGCUGUGUUUUAAUUAGAAAGCAACAUAUCACCCCUGAAGCAUAGAGACUAAGCUCGUCAAUGACCCCUAUUUGUGAAUACCCUCAUUUCUGCUAAAGUCCUGUGGGACAGACUUAUCGCUAUAGUUCUUUACCAGUAGCCUCUGUUCUUCAGGCGUGUAAGAGGGGGAAUGCUGACGUGGUGCGCCUCCUACUGGAGUACGGGGCCGACUGCAACAUCCUGUCCAAACACAAGAAUACGGCCAUGUACUUCGCCAAGGUCAGCAACAACCUGCUUGUGUACGACCUCAUCAAGGACCACAUCAACAUGUGAGUGUUGCUGCCAUGUCUCACUCUCGCUCUGUAAACGUAUGAAUCAGUCUGUAUAAAUAAAGGUACAUAUGUAACAGAGUUAAGAUUGUAUACUGUAACCCCACAUACUGUUAGCAGCACAGUGAUGCCUUAUUCUUUCUCACACAUUCUCUCCCUCACAUACACAGGUUGUCAAGUGUGGCAGAGGACACUAUCCGGGCGUUCUUUGAGACUCGGCUGGCCCUGCUGGAGCCGGUGUUCCCUCUGGCCUGUCACAGACUCUGUGAGGGACCAGACUUCUCUCUGGAGUUUGGCUACAAACAAUCGCCUCACACACCUGGAGAGGGUAGGAUACACCUACAAACAGUGCUAAUCACUUGCACACACUGUAUUGGGGGGUUAGGGAAAGCAUUUAAUCUCUCCCUCCCUCUCUCCUCCCUCUCCUCACUCCCUCUCUCCUCCCUCUCCUCACUCCCUCUCCUCACUCCCUCUCUCCUCCCUCUCCUUCCAGGCUCAGGCAUCCUGCUCUUCAUCUUCCAUGCUAACUUCCUGAGUGAGAUCACAGCCAGGCUGUGUGGGCCCUGCAGUGUCCAUGCCGUGGUGCUCAAUGACAAGUUCCAGUUGCCCAUCUUCCUGGUGAGUCUCACUCUAGAUCAGGAGUACUGGAGGUCUGGAGAAUGGCUGGUUUUCUGUUUUACCUCAUAGUUAGUUGAUUGAUUCGUGUCACUGAUCUUUUCCUCUUUCAAUUACACCCCACAGGAUAGUCACUUCAUCUACUCAUUCAGCCCAGUGCCAGGCAUCAACAAACUGUUCAUUCGCCUGGCAGAGUCACCAACAGCCAAGGUAAACACACACACACACACACAGCAGAGUAACCUAUGACCAUGGUGAGAGGGGGUCUAGGCCAAGUUACUGUAAAAGACUGACAAGUUGUUGAUAAAUUAAAUUUGACCAAUACAUUUGAUUGAUGGACUCUUUCUUUCUCCCCAGGUGAAGCUUCUCAUCUGUGCAUACCGUGUUCAGCUACAGUGAUGCGUAGCACCUGCCAAGUUCAGAGUUUGCAAGCUGUCUGGAUCCCAAGCACACCAUGGGAGAUCACACAAACCAAGAUUCACACAUGUGCAAUCACACAUGAAGAACAGUUUGAGCCACACGCCAGGCUACCUUCAUAUAAAGUUGUUGGACAUUAAGCAUCCACCCAGAGUUUGAGAGACUGUUUCUCUGGCAGAGGAUUAAAGGACAAGAACAGCAUCUCAACCCUGUCCAUUGACCAAUCAUGUAUAUUUCUGUGUGUACGAUUUAAUACUUUAACUGAAGUCUUUGAGUUCUGCUUUUGUGUAUGCGUAGGGGGACAAUAGCCUGAUGUAUUUUUGUUGGUGCUCUUGAUGGCAUCACAGGCAAGGAGUUAAUGUCAGAUUCUUUAGACCAAGUUAAUGCUUUGCCCAAUUAUACAAUUUUAGAAAUGAGUUGUUGCAUUUGCCUUUCUGGAGUUGUCUAUUUUAUUGUCUGUAGAUACACGUGUGGAGUGUCAAGCUUGAAGGAUGUUUGUUGAUUUAGGCACUUUUGCCACUGUUGGAGUGGGUUAAAUUAUAGCAUGACGCUUCAGAUGUAAUUUUACUAAAGGGCUAACGUGUCACUCCUUACGAGUGAAGAAUCCUGCUUCUUGGGAUUGGAGGAAAACACUAAAGAUGAAUACUCUAGUCUAGGACUACAUGAGAGCUUUCAAAAAUGCAUGAUUUUAACGACUUUAUCAAAAUAGAUCGCUUGUAGUUAUGGUGGUAGUUGCAAUGACGAAAAUGCAGAGUACAUCCUGGCAAUGACAUGACUUGCUGACAUACGAUAGAUAUGGGAUGAACAUUUAUCCAUGAUAAUCUACUGUAAUAUGAAGGAAUUGCCAUCCUUGUUUUAUAAGAUUUGGGAACUAAUUUGAUAUGAGGAUUUAUUCUGCCUUAAUAGCCACAUCAUUGAAAUAAUUUCCCCCUUUUUGUCAACUGCUGUGUAAGCUGUGGCAAUGAAGUAAAAUGGUGAAAUUCACCAAAGGAUACCAAUGUCUGUAGUUUAUUCUGAAGAUAUGUCAAUGUAGGCGCGGAAGCACAAGCGUAUCCUACCAGAGUCCUUCCCGGAAGAGUUUUGAAAUCUGCCACACACCCUUUGAAUCAGAUAUUGUUUUCUCGAAGGAGAAAACAUUUUAAAAAGAGUAUCUAUAAAAUGUCUUGCACAACUAGCUAAAUAGGUUUUUAUCACUUUAUACAUUUAUUUUGGGAUUCCACCUUGUAAACGCCAUUUGCCUGAUUUUGCGUUUGGAGAAGGAGAGUCAUUUCAUACGGUCCGUGUUAUCUGGGAUCCUUGGGACUUCCCUACCCAAUUGAAGUUGAAUGGUAAGGGUUAUGUUCAGUGAUGCUUUUAGCAUGUAAAUCUUGGUGGGGAAAACUACAAAAAUAAUGCAUGCCAGCAAAGCCACAACACGAUUGGAAUAACAGUUUUUCUGGUCUAUCCCUCAGCACUGUCCCUCAGUGUGAUGAAGUUGAUGUGUCUUCACUGAGGAUUUGAUCAAACUUCAGAAGUUUCUCAAGGUUGCAGGGGACACAGCAAAGAAAGAAUUGCUGGAGAACCCAACCAACGCUGUCUGGAAAAAGCUAAAUGAAACUCUUCUUGCAGAAAUAGCGCUCUUCAACAGAAAAAGGACAGUGGAGGUUGUGAAAGCGCUGUUGGAAACGUACACAAACAGGAAGAAAGCUCCAGCUAGUGCAGACAUUUUCAAUAGCCUCUCAAGGCUAAAGCAGGAGCUUGGUGACGACAAAUUAACCAGGGUGGAAAUAGAAGGAAAAAUGGUAGGAAAAUGCCAGUCCUACUAA
Molecule: messenger RNA, 20885 nt
Organism: Coregonus sp. 'balchen'
Lineage: Eukaryota; Metazoa; Chordata; Actinopteri; Salmoniformes; Salmonidae
Source: the annotation of a GenBank genome assembly